AUGGGUAAAGAAGAUGAAAAAGAGAGUGGGAGGGACAAGAUGAAGAGUUUUGGAAGUAUAAGAUCGAUAUUCAUGCAUGCGGACGGUGUAGAUUGGAUAUUGAUGGCAUUAGGCUUAAUUGGAGCCGUUGGUGAUGGCUUCAUCACUCCUGUCGUAGUUUUCAUCUUCAACACACUACUGAACAACCUCGGCACUUCCUCUUCCAAUAAUAAAACCUUCAUGCAAACCAUCUCCAAGAACGUUGUAGCUUUGCUUUACGUGGCUUGUGGAUCUUGGGUGAUAUGUUUCCUUGAAGGAUAUUGUUGGACAAGAACAGGGGAGAGACAAGCGGCAAGAAUGAGAGAGAAGUACUUAAGAGCAGUGUUAAGACAAGAUGUGGGUUACUUUGAUCUUCAUGUCACAAGCACUUCUGAUGUUAUCACUAGUAUCUCUAGUGACAGCCUCGUCAUUCAAGACUUUCUCAGUGAAAAGUUACCAAAUUUUCUGAUGAAUGCAUCUGCGUUUGUCGCAAGCUAUAUAGUGAGUUUCAUCUUGAUGUGGAGACUGACAAUCGUAGGCUUCCCAUUCAUCAUCCUCCUCUUGGUCCCUGGACUAAUGUAUGGACGAGCCCUCGUCAGCAUCUCAAGAAAGAUACACGAGCAGUACAAUGAGGCUGGUUCUAUCGCCGAACAGGCCAUCUCAUCGGUUCGAACUGUCUACGCAUUUGGUAGUGAGAACAAAAUGAUAGGAAAGUUCUCAACUGCACUUAGAGGGUCGGUGAAGCUAGGGUUGAGACAAGGGUUAGCUAAAGGAAUCACCAUUGGGAGCAAUGGUGUCACUCAUGCUAUUUGGGCAUUCCUAACUUGGUACGGAAGUCGGCUGGUUAUGAACCAUGGCUCCAAAGGCGGUACUGUCUUCGUAGUCAUUAGUUGCAUCACAUAUGGAGGCGUAUCACUUGGUCAAAGCUUGUCGAAUCUCAAGUAUUUCUCGGAGGCAUUUGUAGCAUGGGAACGGAUUUUAGAAGUGAUAAAAAGAGUUCCUGAUAUAGAUUCAAACAAAAAGGAAGGUCAGAUUCUGGAGAGAAUGAAAGGAGAAGUUGAAUUCAACCACGUGAAGUUCACAUAUUUGUCUCGACCCGAAACCACUAUCUUUGACGAUUUAUGUCUAAAAAUUCCAGCUGGGAAAACUGUAGCUCUUGUAGGUGGAAGCGGAUCGGGUAAAUCGACAGUGAUAUCACUUUUACAAAGGUUCUAUGACCCGAUAGCAGGAGAGAUUCUCAUUGAUGGUGUGUCCAUUGAUAAGCUGCAAGUGAAUUGGUUGAGGUCGCAAAUGGGUCUAGUUAGCCAAGAGCCAGUGCUCUUUGCCACAUCUAUAACGGAGAACAUAUUAUUUGGUAAAGAAGACGCAUCAUUGGAUGAAGUAGUUGAAGCUGCCAAGGCCUCCAAUGCUCAUACUUUUAUUUCUCAGUUCCCUCUUGGUUACAAAACUCAGGUUGGGGAGAGAGGAGUGCAAAUGUCGGGAGGCCAGAAGCAAAGGAUCGCAAUUGCACGAGCGAUAAUCAAGUCACCAAAAAUUCUCCUUCUAGAUGAGGCAACAAGCGCAUUGGACUCCGAAUCCGAAAGGGUUGUCCAAGAAUCCUUGGACAAUGCCUCUAUUGGUCGUACCACUAUCGUUAUUGCCCACCGCCUCUCUACCAUUCGUAAUGCUGAUGUUAUCUGUGUAAUCCAUAAUGGUCAGAUUGUCGAAACUGGAUCUCAUGAAGAGCUCUUGAAGAGAAUAGAUGGUCAAUACACUUCUCUAGUCAGCUUACAACAAAUGGAGAAUGAAGAAUCAAAUGUUAACAUCAAUGUAAGUGUGACAAAGGACCAAGUCAUGAGUUUGAGCAAAGAUUUUAAGUAUAGUCAACAUAACUCUAUUGGUAGCACGAGUUCAAGCAUUGUUACAAAUGUUUCUGAUUUGAUCCCUAAUGAUAAUCAACCGCUUGUGCCAUCAUUUACGAGAUUGAUGGUGAUGAAUAGGCCAGAAUGGAAACAUGCAUUAUAUGGUUGUUUAAGUGCAGCUUUAGUUGGGGUCCUACAACCAGUUUCUGCAUAUUCUGCGGGAUCAGUGAUAUCAGUAUUUUUCCUAACGAGCCAUGACCAGAUCAAGGAGAAAACAAGGAUCUAUGUGUUGUUAUUUGUCGGUUUAGCUAUAUUCUCUUUCUUGGUCAAUAUUAGUCAGCAUUACGGUUUUGCAUACAUGGGAGAAUACCUAACAAAACGUAUUCGAGAACAGAUGCUCUCGAAGAUACUGACAUUUGAGGUCAAUUGGUUCGAUAUAGAUGAUAACUCAAGUGGUGCAAUUUGCUCUAGACUAGCAAAAGAUGCUAAUGUGGUGAGAUCGAUGGUUGGCGAUCGGAUGUCAUUGCUUGUACAAACCAUAUCAGCAGUAAUCAUAGCUUGCAUAAUUGGCUUGGUCAUCGCUUGGCGAUUAGCAAUCGUGAUGAUUUCAGUGCAACCACUAAUUGUUGUUUGCUUCUACACUCAACGUGUUCUGCUCAAGAGCUUGUCCGAAAAGGCAAGCAAAGCCCAAGAUGAAAGUAGUAAAUUAGCGGCAGAGGCGGUAUCAAACAUACGAACAAUCACUGCCUUCUCGUCACAAGAACGGAUCAUAAAGCUACUAAAAAAGGUCCAAGAAGGUCCUCGGAGAGAAAGCGUCCACAGAUCAUGGUUAGCAGGGAUUGUGUUGGGGACUUCAAGAAGCCUUAUAACGUGCACUUCGGCUUUGAAUUUUUGGUAUGGUGGUAGACUAAUCGCUGAUGGGAAGAUAGUGUCAAAAGCAUUCUUUGAGAUAUUUCUGAUCUUUGUGACUACGGGUCGGGUUAUUGCUGAUGCUGGAACCAUGACAACAGAUCUAGCCAGGGGUUUGGAUGCAGUUGGGUCAGUGUUUGCAGUGUUAGAUCGCUGCACAACGAUUGAGCCAAAGAACCCAGAUGGAUACGUCGCAGAAAAGAUAAAAGGACAAAUUACAUUUCUGAAUGUGGACUUUGCUUACCCAACACGACCUGAUGUGGUUAUAUUCGAGAACUUUUCCAUUGAGAUCGACGAGGGGAAGUCAACAGCGAUAGUAGGUACAAGCGGGUCAGGUAAAUCCACAAUAAUUGGUUUGAUUGAGCGGUUCUAUGAUCCAUUAAAAGGUACUGUAAAAAUUGAUGGCCGCGAUAUAAGGUCGUAUCAUCUAAGAUCGCUUCGUAAAUACAUAUCAUUGGUUAGCCAAGAGCCAAUGCUAUUCGCUGGAACUAUCCGAGAGAACAUUAUGUACGGAGGAACAUCUGACAAGAUCGACGAGUCGGAGAUUAUCGAGGCAGCAAAGGCAGCGAACGCUCAUGAUUUCAUCACAUCACUAUCUAACGGCUAUGACACAAACUGUGGAGACAAAGGAGUACAAUUGUCUGGUGGUCAAAAACAAAGGAUCGCAAUUGCUCGAGCAGUUUUGAAGAAUCCAUCAGUAUUGCUUCUUGAUGAAGCUACUAGCGCUCUAGACAGUAAAUCAGAGCGUGUGGUGCAGGACGCGCUCGAGCGUGUAAUGGUUGGAAGGACGAGCAUUAUGAUCGCACAUAGGCUUAGCACAAUCCAGAACUGUGACAUGAUCGUUGUUUUAGGCAAAGGAAAAAUUGUCGAAUCUGGUACCCAUUCUUCCUUGUUGGAAAAAGGUCCAACAGGGACUUAUUUCUCAUUGGCAGGUAUCCAGAGAACUCUCUGUUGAAAGUCAGAUUUUUUCAUAUAAAAUACUCUUUUUCAGGCAAAAC
Molecule: messenger RNA, 3766 nt
Organism: Arabidopsis thaliana (thale cress)
Lineage: Eukaryota; Viridiplantae; Streptophyta; Magnoliopsida; Brassicales; Brassicaceae
Gene: ABCB17
Product: P-glycoprotein 17
Exons: 7
Coding region: 1-3723 (1240 amino acids)
Biological process (GO): transmembrane transport
Cellular component (GO): membrane
Molecular function (GO): ATP binding; ATP hydrolysis activity; ABC-type transporter activity
Source: RefSeq, marked reviewed